Messenger RNA from Sebastes umbrosus (honeycomb rockfish), 2767 nucleotides. It is a transcript of the gene zfand5a, whose product is annotated as zinc finger, AN1-type domain 5a. Gene Ontology annotation, molecular function: DNA binding; zinc ion binding. The record is from RefSeq and is a predicted model, not a curated record. Lineage: Eukaryota; Metazoa; Chordata; Actinopteri; Perciformes; Sebastidae. Bases 239 to 871 code for a protein of 210 amino acids. The transcript is spliced from 6 exons.
ACAUCCAUCCAGAAGGAACGGGAGACGGAGAGAGAGAGAUAGAAGAGAGAGAGGCAGGAGGCCGAGAGGAAGGGAGAAUUAAACCCACCUAAACCUGUCUGACACGAAGGACAACCAACACAUCAACAAGCGAAAGCAAGAAGACUUAAAGGACAUUACAGGGGAAACUGUUUCUUCUUCUCUUCAGGACCACUUUUUCCUGUCGUCUCGCAAGAGAGAAACUUCAUUUUUAGCAGCAAUGGCCCAAGAGACGAACCAGAGCCAGGUGCCCAUGCUUUGUGCCACGGGCUGCGGUUUCUAUGGCAACCCAAGAACCAAUGGUAUGUGCUCCGUAUGCUAUAAGGAUCACCUGACGCGGCAGCAGAGCAGCGACCGCAUGAGCCCCCUCAGCCCUAUGGGUAUGGGCUCAGCUGGUAGUCCUACCUCAGAGGCCUCAGCCAUCCUGAGACUAGAAGCCAGUUUAGCAAAGGUUGAUGCCUCGCCUGCCUCUUCACCAGACAUGUCUAGAACUAUUCAAGGAUCUCUCCCUGUUACUCAACAAAUGACAGAGAUGAGCAUCUCGAGAGAAGACAAGCCUGAACCCUUAGAGCCUGUUGUAAACCAGCCUGCUGCUUCUAGCCCUUCUCCUGUAGCUUCUUCCAGCAGUGAAGAAGGCAAGGGUGAGACCCCAAAACCCAAGAAGAAUAGGUGCUUCUUGUGCCGUAAAAGGGUGGGCCUUACAGGGUUCGACUGUCGCUGUGGCAAUCUGUUCUGCGGCAUCCACCGAUACUCAGACAAGCACAACUGUCCCUACGAUUACAAAGCCGAGGCUGCCGCCAAGAUCCGCAAAGAGAACCCCGUGGUGGUAGCUGACAAGAUCCAGAGAAUAUAGAUUUUACAAAGCAAAAACAACAACAGCAGCAGCGGCGGCAACGGCGACAACACCUUUGACAAAGACUUGAGAAUGAGUGUGAACCUUUUGAAAUGAGCACUGGCAUGAGUGGCUACGUGAGGAUCGAAAGGACCUUGAUUUACAAAAAUUACAACCUCAAGAAAAUGACGGAGGGAAAAAAAAGAAGAAAAAAUGAAAAGAUCUGAGGGAGAUGCAUGAAUGAUCACUUUUCUCCUUUUUUGAUUAAUUCAUUAGUUUGUUUUAUCCUAUUUUCUGUGGUGUGUGACUUUGCCGCUGUUAAGUCCUCUUUUUUUUUUCUAAGAAUAUGUAUUGUCUUAUUAAGAGCAGCCCAAGCUAAGGAUAUGCUGUGCUCCUCUCACCCAAACCAGGCGCCAUUUUGUGCCAAACCGUAGACAGCCAUUUUACUUUAAGACCCUGUCACGUGUCAGACACCAGCAGGUCUUUCAAAGCAUUCAGACUACACAGUAACAGUCCACACGAGUUGUGUCCCUCAACCUUUUGAACUUCUUUGUUCUGUGCUCCGUUGGUACUGGAGUCAGUCGACGUUUGGAGAACCGUACAACUGUCCCCCACCACGCACAAGGGGCUUUGUUACUUUGUCUCUGUCUUUCCUAGCUUUACCUACCUCACAGCUGCUGUGUUAAGCUUUGUUGUCUUCCCUUUUACGUUGUUGUCAUCAGCUUCGACCCCCAGCAGAACAAUGGAUCAUCUUGAUAGUCGGCCUCAGUGACCCUCUGAUCAGCAUGUCUGUGUUGACUUCGAUCGGUUUGAUUGUGAUGAGGCUGUUUUCCAUUAUGGCUGGAGGUAUCAUGCUAGACAGGGACAAAAAAAAAAAUACUCCACGUUUCACUGAAUCUAAACAUUUUCAAUGGACAUAAUGGGUAAAAGGGGUUCCCCAACUGGUCUGAGCUCAUAUUGUAAUCACAGACGCCUGGUGCAGGGCUGUGUGUACCGAUGUGUGGCCUGAGAGGAAGGACGGCACCCUUCCCUGCUGGGCCUGAUUGGUGAAUUUAAGCAACAAUAUUGUCGGGGCAUGAAUGAAUGGGAUAAAUGCAUGAGUUACUCUUCAUCUGCGUUAGUGUUUCAGAAAUAUUUGGCAUCACUCAACAUAGGGUUUCAGACAUUUUAUUUGCUGAGAGACAAUUAUCUGUUAUGUUUUAUUAGCUUUUUUUUUCUCUUCCAUUGAUAUUGUACUGAUGUUAGCGCAUGUAUCCAGUGCAUUUUGUGGAAUUAGGGUAUGUGAACCAUGAUUUUUUUUUUUUUUUAAUGCGCUAACAGAACGUUCAUGUGAGCACAGUGAGUGUGUGGAUGUGUGCGUGCGAGCGUGUGUGUGUGUGUGUGUGUCGAACCCUUUUUUGUCUGUGGAGCUACCCGGUUUAUCAGCACAUGUUUACAGAACUACAGGAGCAUGCCAGAGCUAGAUUUAUGAAAAAUAAUAGAUACCAAGAUUAGAUGUAACUUCUCAUCUAACAGCUAUUGGUGUGUGUGUGUCUGCUUUAGAGCACCGUAGAGAAGUGUGUGUGUGUGUGUGUGUGUGUAUUUGUGCGCGUGCAUGUGCACAUUCCCGUGCAAAAAAAGUGUGUUUUCAUGGCUGCCUGACACAUUGAAACCCACGUAUGUUUGUGACUUGUGUUAAUCCCCACUUUUUUUUUCUCCCCCUCCCCCCCUGUAAGGAUGUUUUUCAUUUAAAAGACAACUGUAUGUAUCCGUUUUGAGUUUUUUUUCCCUUUCUGAUUCUUAGUUAUAUGCAAAUUUGUACAAAAAAUGAAAAAACAACAACAAACUGUGUUGAUAUUUAUGUAUUACAUAUAAUCUUGCUAUCCAGCAUUACGACAGAAUAGUAUCAUGUAAAUAAAACUGUACAGAGAGACAUUA